This is a messenger RNA of Trichosurus vulpecula (common brushtail), 6215 nucleotides long. Its product is annotated as methyl-CpG-binding protein 2-like. Gene Ontology annotation, cellular component: nucleus; heterochromatin. Gene Ontology annotation, molecular function: chromatin binding; double-stranded methylated DNA binding; methyl-CpG binding. The coding region runs from base 107 to 1510 and encodes 467 amino acids. NCBI's taxonomy places the organism in Eukaryota, Metazoa, Chordata, Mammalia, Diprotodontia, Phalangeridae. Gene Ontology annotation, biological process: negative regulation of transcription by RNA polymerase II. The transcript is spliced from 3 exons. The record is from RefSeq and is a predicted model, not a curated record.
GGUUCUUAAAAAAACAGAAUCACCAGUUCCUGUUUUGAUGUGACAUGUGACUCCCCCAAGCAGAUCUUGCCAUCUUGCUUCUGUAGAUCAGCUCCAUCAGGAUUCCAUGGUAGCUGUGAUGUUAGGGCUCAGGGAAGAAAAGUCAGAAGACCAAAAUCUACAGGGAAUCAAAGACAAACCACUGAAAUCCAGAAAGGUGAAAGAAAAAAAAGAAGAGAAAGCAGAAGAAAAGGAAAAGCAUGAGUUGCCACAUGCUUCUUCACAUCAAUUUGUUGAGCCAGUGGAAGGGGGGAAAGUGGACACUUCAGUUAUAGUCAGGUCAGCUCCCACUGUUCCUGAAGCCUCAGCCUCCCCCAAACAAAGGCGUUCCAUCAUCAGAGACAGAGGACCUAUGUAUGAAGAUCCUACCUUACCUGAAGGCUGGACUCGCAAACUUAAACAGAGGAAAUCAGGUCGUUCAGCUGGAAAGUAUGAUGUUUAUUUGAUCAAUCCCCAGGGAAAAGCAUUUCGAUCCAAGGUGGAAUUGAUUGCAUACUUUGAAAAGGUAGGCGACACAUCUUUGGACCCAAAUGAUUUUGAUUUUACAGUGACUGGGAGAGGAAGCCCUUCUCGGCGAGAACAAAAGUCAUCCAAGAAACCUCAAACUACCAAGGCUUUGGGGGCAGUUAGAGGGCGAGGAAGGCCCAAAGGGAGCAGCACAGGAAAAUCUAAGACAGAUGAUUCAGAACGUGUUCGUAUCAAAAGGGUGAUAGAGAAGAGCUCUGGAAAACUUCUAGUCAAGAUGCCUUUUCAGCCUUCAUCUGGAGGGAAGGAAGAAGGAAGUGGGGCCACCACGUCUACCCAAGUCAUGGUAAUCAAACGUCCUGGAAGGAAGCGGAAAAUUGAGACAAAUCCCCAAGGUAUUCCAAAGAAGAGAGGACGCAAGCCAGGAGGUGGGGUGGCAACCACUUCUCCCGAAGUCAAGAAGAAAACAAUUAAAGAAUCUUUCAUUAGCUCAGUGCAAGAAACUGUGUUGCCUAUCAAAAAGAGGAAGACCAGGGAAACAGUUAGCAUUGAAGUAAAGGAAAUGGUGAGCCCCUUGCUCUUGUCAACUAUUGGAGAAAAGAGUGGCAAGGGACUAAAAGCUGGGAAAAGUCCUGUUUGUAAAAGUAAAGAAAGCAGCCCCAAAGGGCGGAGCGUCAGUAGCACUUCACCUCUGAAAAAAGAGCACCAACAUUAUUACUUAGAAUCACCCCAGGCCACUUCAACUUUGCUCCCAUUAUCUCCUGAGGGUUCUGAGGCUAACAGAAGCUCUUCUGAGUCCAAGGACUUAAGCAGCAAAGAUGACAAGAUGCAAAAAGAACAGCCUGAAAGUGACAGCUACAUAAAAGAGCCCAUUAAAACUACAUCCACAGAAAAGUAUAAACACAGAGGAGAAGAUCAAAAAGACAUUGUUUCAUCCUCUAUGCCAAGGCCAAGUAGAGAGGAUCCUGUGGGCAGCCGGAUGUCUGUAACAGAGAGUGUUAGUUGAUUUUAAGUGACACAGAUUUUAAAACAAAAAAUAAAGGCAGCUGUUGUUUCAUCUUAUGGAUAGGGCUCUCACAAAGCUUCCCAAGUCAACUGAAAUAAAAAAUUUGUGUUUUUGUUUUUCUCAGCACAUUUAGAAUUUGUGGCUUCUGGGUAGAAGUAAUUGUGGAAUGUUUCCCUAAUUGACAAGCACAGCCAAGGUGAAGACUUAAAUCAGGCCAGAAGCAGCUUUGCACUUUUGUAUAACAGUACUCUGUACUACUGAAUAGGCUAACACUUCAUCAAGCAUUUUGACAUAUGCCAGUUCUUGUUCCAUCAUUUGUUUUAAGAAUAGUGUGGCAUAUAAGUUGUCAUUUAAAACAUAAUAAAUUAAGUUAGUGGAACUUGUAUUUUUAGCACCAUUAAUGCACAGGCCUGAGGGGAUGAAAAUGAAAUUUUAAAGAAAAUAAUGACAAUAAAGUGAGGCCAACAAUAAUUAAAGGAAACCUUAUUUGUUCUCUUCUUUCUCAGAGCUUUGCAGAGAUAAGUGAUUCUUUUUUUUUUUUUUAAAUCUUUAUUUGGUGUUCUGGCCAGAAUAGGUCUUUUGGUGACAUUCUAGGCAUCAUGGGUUGACCUAAGGUAAUUCACUGGAGGCCGUGUCAUUAUUUAUCUGUUCCACAGAUAUUUGGAAUUUAAGAGACCCAGAAUAGGUAUAAAAUUAUGGGACCAUAAAUAAGCUUCACAAGCAUAUAAAGGAAUUUCAUAAAAGUAUGGUUAAAAUUUUUCUAUGUAGAAACUAGCUUAAGGAGCAGAUUGAGGAAGAAGGAAACAAUAUCUAGUUACCCUAAAGCAAUUUAUGGAAUAGGGCUGAACUUUGCAACGAGAGAAAAGUCCUUUCAGUUUUUUACUGAGUUGACUUGUACUAUUUAUUUCUCAUAUUUCCUUUCAAAAUAAAUCAACAGAUGCUCUAACAGAAAAUGUAUCUAAAUGAACUGUAUUUGCUGAUUAUUUUCAAGUAGAAUAAAUACAUGGAACUGCCAUGAUGCUUCAGAAUUCUUAAAUAUUGGUUGCAGUUUUGCAGCUUUAUUUAAGUCAAUUAAUUUUUCUUUUUUUUCUUCCUUUCUCUUUAGCUUCAGUGAGGGUCCUUUUGGUUAGUUGCAUUCUAAGCUGGCAGGAAUUCCCUACUCAUUUCUUUUCUUUGAGUAGAUUAUUUGGAUGGAUAUAACCUAGUUCCCGAUUGUAUCCUUCUUUGUACCCACAUUUUCAGUAAACUGCUUGUAUAAUGGAAAAUUAGAAUAUCACUUUCAUCCUAAUAGUCUCUUAAUAAGAUUACUGCAUUAUUCAUCUUGUGGUAUUGUUAUUUUAAUAGGAAAAGAGUUAGGAAAAGUGAAAUGUGAAUUAAAUUAGACUUCGCUUUAGAAAUAACAAAUGAGGUUGUACCUUACUAAGAUCAAACUUUUAAAAGGUCCUUGUCUAGGUGCAUAUCUUUAUGUUAACUGAUGUCUUGUAUAUAAUUUACUAAGCUGAGAAUCACCAUUAUAGCAGAAAAGUGGGCUCUUAAAUGUAUUAAUUAAAAAUUGCCACACAUACAUAAGAACACAUUAGACCACGGGUGGAGAACCUGCAGCCUGGAGACCACAUGUGGCCAUAUGGCCUUUUGACUUAGUCCAAGUUAUUCUGUGAAGUUUGGAUUUGGUAAAAGGGUCACACUUGAGGCCCUAGAUACAUAAGUGCUAAACAAAUUGACGAACAUGUACUGUGACUUUUAGUAUCUAUAUUUCAGUUCCUUAGCAUCCUUAAAAGAUAAUGCUUUUGAUGGGCUGAAAUGUAAACAAAUAGAAGUGUUUUCCUUGCCUAAUUUUUUUCCUUUGUUUUUGAUUUUUCUAUAAUGGGAAAGUAAAUGUCCUUAGAAGGGUAACCUUUGUGACUGCCUACUUUCAAUUCUCUAUGGAAAAAAAUUUACAAACAUUUUAAGUUUUCAUUUUUAUUAGACAUUUUGAGUUGAGGAUUUCUGAAAAGCUGUUCAUUUCUCAAAAGGACACCCACUUUGCACUUUAAUUUUUCUCUCUUGAAACCCACUGACAUUAGGAAGAGUUAUUUUAUUUGUAUAGCUUUUGCUUGUUAAGAUAUACUUAGUCCAAACUGAAUCUUAUGUCAAGACUAUUAUCAUUGAUAAAGAUCAGUGUCAUAUCUGGGGGAAUAGUUUCUUUGGGUCCUCACUGGGAUAUUUCCGGGCAAAUGUCACACAUAAUAACUAAUGGACAUUUUUAAAAUAUUGACAUUCUAUUUUUUUACAAGGUGUUUCUUUUUAGGUUGAAUCCUUUAAAUCUUCCCAUUUGAUUUCUUCAUUUCUGGUUUUUUAUUCUCUUCUCCCUUUUUGUAUAUUCCUAAUAACUCAAAAUUUCUAUCUCUAUACCUAAAAGAUUAGCUAUCCAGUGUGGCCUUUCUCAAAAUUAUUUUUUAAGGGUAGGAUCAAAAGAAUGUUUGCCAGGAAUUUUUCUACUUGGUUAGAGAUUCUAAACUCUUUGUCUCUUUCUCUCUGUUUGUACAUGCACACAUCCGUAUGUAUAUACACUUCCUGACUAGUUAUUUAAGUACAAAUGUCUUUAAAAGUUAACUUAAUCAAUUUACAUUUCAUUUCUCUACUAAUGCUUUACUGCAGACUCUACAAUCUGAAAUUAUCAUUAGAUGCAGAAAAAUACAUAUCAAACAAUUAAUAAGCAAGGUUUCCUAAUUGAUCUUCCUGUUGGUUAAUUGGUUCUUUGAAGACCUGUGGCUUUUUAAUAAAUACAGACUGGGUGAGGAAUUCAGUGGGAUUUAGGUAAAGGUAGAAAAAGGGGUAUUGAAUUUUUUCUUUAUCUGUUGGACCCAAUUCAUUUUCAGCAGAGUGAGUUGUUGCCUUAUUUUAGUUAGCAGUGAAGGAGAAGUGGAGAAAUGAUGCUUAAGGGGAUGUUAACUAUUAUCACUUGAGAUAAUUAUAAAGCACUCAGUAUAGUGCCAAGCACAGAGUAAAUGCUCUAUAAAAGUUAGCAGUUGUUAUUAAAGACAAAGUACUCAGAUAAUGCAGGAAGUAACCUAAAUGUCUAGUAGUGUUUUACAUAGUGUAACUUAACAUUACUUUUAUGAGCAUUAAAAAUCUUAAUGUAGUUUGAGAAAGAAAGUACCAAGUCCCUAAAAAUAGAUUAAGGUUAACUAGAAUCCACAUACUCAGUCUGCUAGCCUUUUUAAAGUUUUUUAUUUUCUUACUGGGCCAUCCCUUCCUUCUAUCUAUCCCCUGCUGUGGAGAAGUGACCAAGAGGGCAAAGAAUAAUUUUCAUAUACAAAGUUUUGGGUAAUUUUAGAAUGCUACUAUAUUUGGAGAACACAGUACACCUUAGAUUUAUUUACAUGAGAUCUUGUGCCAAAAAUAUCUUAGUUAUCUCUUUAAAGUCUCAAUUCUCAACAUUUUUAAUACUUUUUGACAUAACAAAGCAGACAAAUAAAACUAGACACUCUUGAGUUGGUGGUUUCUUAGCAGUGGAAAAUAAUUCAUCAGGAGAUAAAAUUUAAAUUUAUGAAUAUUUUUACUGUAUUCUGCUUCAUAAUGGUAUGUAUAUGCUGAGGUAUGGUCUGUUGAUUUGCAGUGAUUUGUAUUAACUUGUUUGUUAGAACCCUGAACCCAUUAGGCUUAUUCAUAUUAAUUCUGUAGUAAUUAGAAAGUUCUGUGCUUUGUCACUGCUGUUAUUUUCUUUAGUAUUUACAACUAGUCCUUGUUUUAGAUUAUGUAGAGUCAAAACAACUAAAAUAACCUGACUUUUGGAUGAUAAGCUUUAUUACAGUUAACUUUGCAUGUCCUCUACAGCUUAAUAGAAUUUGCCAAAUAGUUUAUCUUUGUUUUUAUACAUAAGGAAAUGGCCUUAGAAAAGUUAAUUAAUAUGAUUAAUUUACAUACCUGGUUAAAUAAUGCCAAGCCUUCUGAGUUCUAAUUGUGUUUUUUGCCUCCCCAAAAUUAUGGCACUGAGCAACUACCUAUAUCACUUGAAAGAAGAAACUGUUCUUUAAAGUCUAAAUACAGUUAAAGAUGAGGUGGCAAGUAGAAUUAGGCUCAUUGAAGAAUAAUCCUUCAAAAUGUCUACAUACUGUGCACUUCACCUGCAUGCAUAUUGAUUUCCUCAUUUGCCUGUCAAACAAAUUUUAAUGUGAUUUAUAGAAUCCUGCAUCUUGCUUAGCAUAUUUUUUUAAUUUAAAGAAAUUAUUUUAAAUUUUGCUUUUAGAUCCUCCUUAUGUAACAUUACCCUUGUAUUGUUUAACCAUCAUCACCAAUAUCAUGAAGAACAUUAUAUAAAACCUGUUAGUCAAGGAAAUAUUUUAGUCUUUGGAUGGUUUAUAGAAGCUGGUUUGGAUGGCCCAUCUGUGUCAGGUACUGGAGGAAGUACAAAAAUAAUUAAAAAAUAGUUCCUGCAUAGGUUUUACAUUUUUAACUACAGAAAUGACUGAUGCAAAACAAAGCAUAAUUUAUGACAGAGAUUCAAGCUUCUUAGUGCUUAUUUUUUCAAUUCUGCCGUAUUAUAUUUGUCCCGUUUAUAGGUCUAUGACCUCUCUCUCUCUCUCUGUCUCUCUCUCCCCCUAUCCCCUGCUCCUUAGAAGGCAUUAUUCUUUUAAGCCCUUUUGUGGUUAUUUAGUUACUCUACAGUCAUGUAUGACUCUCUGUGACCUCAUUUAGGGUUUCCUUCUGCAUUUUACAGAUGAGA